UGGUUCAUCUUAUACCGUCGUACAGGCAGAAACUAAAAUCAGCUAAACCUGUAUCAAGGACUGUAAAAAGAUGGACUAAUGAAUAAGGGUGCUCCGAUUGAUCGGUCGCCGAUCAUAAUCGGCCGAUAAUAGCUUUGGGAUGUUUGAUCGGCCGUCUCUAUAAAGGCCGAGCCAGAAAAGCCGAUCAGAUGACGCAAAACUCGCGAGACGAUUUUUUUACGCACUGCUAAAAAUGGCUUCACCGGUCUGGCAAUUCUACGUGGUGUGCGAAAAAAGAUAAUACAUUAGCAAUCUGCAACGUGUGUACCAAGCAAAUCCCAUGAGGCGGAAAGCAUGCAAAACAUUUUAACACCACCAACCUCAUCAGACAUUUGAAGGUUAGUCACGUAAAGGAAUAUGAGCAGUUUUCAAAGUUAGCUAGCGCAAAGAGAGAGCGAGACAGUUCGGCAACUCAAGCGCCACUCACUCAGCUGUCAGUAACAGAGACAUUUCAAAGAAAGCAACCCUACAGCAGGGACAGUAAGAAGCAUAAAGAGAUAUCAGACAAAAUAAUGGAAUUCAUUUGCCUAGAUCACCAGCCUCUGUCUGUUGUGGAAGACGAAGGGUUCCAGCGACUCAUGUCCUAUUUAGAUUCACGUUACACUCUGCCAGGGCGUAAAUAUUUCACUGAUGUGUGCCUGCCGCAGUUAUACCAAACCGUGUUUACAUAUGUCGACAGCCUUAUGAAGGACAACAUAACAUCGAUUGGUUUCACUAGUGACAUUUGGAGUGCGAGUGUAUGCCCCAUGUCCAUGUUGAGCCUCACUGCGCAGUUCAUUAAUCAAAACUUCGAACUACAAAAAGUUGUUCUACAUUCUCAAAAGUUUUCAGGGUCACACACCGCAGAGGCUCUUGUUGCUGCAUUCAGCGACAUGUUUCAAGCAUGGGGAAUCCCGAAGGAAAAAGUGCAUGUUAUUCUAAGGGAUAACACAAAGAACAUGGAAAAGGCCAUGAGGGAUGCCCAUCUACCCAGCCUGCCGUGCAUGGCGCAUUCACUCCAGCUCGCUGUGACCGAGGGAGUCAUGUCACAACGCAGCAUCGCUGACAUAAUCGCUUCUGGAAGACUCAUCGUCGGUCAUUUCAAACACUCCCCGCUUGCUUACUCACGACUUCAAAGUAUUCAGAAACAACUGGGCCAGCCUAUCAAGAGACUACAGCAAGAUGUACCUACCAGGUGGAACAGUACUGUAUACAUGCUGCAGAGUCUGCUGGAACAGAAACGUGCCCUGUGUGCUUAUGUAGCCGACUAUGACUUACCCUCCAUGUUCACCAGUAGCCAGUGGAAAUUAGUUGAAAAUAUGAUUUCGCUACUCACCCCAUUUGAAGAGCUCACGCAGCAGAUCAGCUCAUCCACUGCAUCGGCUGCAGAUGUUAUACCAUCCAUCAGAGCUUUAACUCGUCUUCUGGAGAAGACAGCAGAGACUGACCACGGUGUAAAAACUUCAAAAGCCACGUUGUUGGAAGCGGUCCAGAAAAGAUUCCGUGACAUUGAAUGUGAGCGCCUGUAUAGCAUUGCUACAAUCCUCGAUCCGAGGUACAAAGACAGAUAUUUUUCUGACGCAGUCAAGCCCCAGAUACGUGGACUGCUUUCUAAUGUCCUGGCCACUGGAUUGGAGCAGCAGGAUGGUGAGGCGAGUUUGGCUGCAAGCGGGUCCGGACCCCCAGAGAAAGUACCACGAACCGGCUCCUUGCAUGCUAUGUAUGCUGAGUUGUUGGGUGGAGAUCAGGAAUGUGGUAGCAGUGAAAACAGCAGCUCAGCAUCAUUGCAAUUGAAUUUCUACCUGUCAGAGCCAGUUAUCGCUCAAAGUGGACAGCCACUUGUUUACUGGCAGAACAAUAAAAGCCGCUUUCCCGCAGCACGCACCUACCUCUGUGCACUGUGUACAAGUGUUGAUAGCGAACGACUUUUUAGCACAGCAGGGAAUAUUAUUGAUGAGAAGAGGAACAAGCUGUCAGCCAAAAAUGCAGAGAUGCUUAUAUUUAUAAAGAAAAAUCUGCCAUUGAUGCUUAAGAAGUAAGCUUUGGGCAAUCUAAUAAUCUCUAUCCCCCCUCUCUCUUUUUCUACCUCUCUCUACCUCCCUAAAUGCCCACAAAAUCUGAAUGAGUAUCUCAGAAAGCUGUUAUAGAUAUACAGAUAUGGAAGUUGUUAGUUAUUAGAAUGUUUUGUUGCUGUGCACUUUACUACCUGUGCUCCUUGAAAUGGUGUUUUACAAUAACCAAUGUCUGACUGACUUAAAACAAUAUUUUGGCUAUAGCCUUUUUUGUUGCAGUUUUAAAAGUAGCCUAAAGCUAAAUUUAAAGACUCAGAUGUUAUGUCUUAUCUUAUUUUAUUUAUAUAUUCUCCAGGAAAGUUGUAUUAGUCAAGUCCUAAGUUGUUCCUAAUAACCAAACACAUGCUGCUAAGUUAAUUUGUUGGAAAUGUUGCUUCCAAAUAAAUACACAGUUGUCAAUUCAUGAUGCGUUGUCUUCUCUUAAUUGUAAUACUUAAUGUGCAUUGUUGUUAAAUAUUGUUUAAAAAAUUAUGCUACAUGAUAAAUAGAAGGCUUCAAAUAGACCCUGUAAUCGGUGAUCAGUAUCGGUAUCGGGUGAUACAGCUUCCAGCAAUCGGGGAUCGGUGAUCGGCCCCAAAAAUCCUGAUCGGAGCACCCCUACUAAUG
Carassius auratus (goldfish) is the source of this 2696-nucleotide messenger RNA. Its product is annotated as zinc finger BED domain-containing protein 4-like. The record is from RefSeq and is a predicted model, not a curated record. NCBI's taxonomy places the organism in Eukaryota, Metazoa, Chordata, Actinopteri, Cypriniformes, Cyprinidae. The transcript is spliced from 2 exons. The coding region runs from base 552 to 2057 and encodes 501 amino acids. Gene Ontology annotation, molecular function: protein dimerization activity.